This is a messenger RNA of Amphiprion ocellaris (clown anemonefish), 2756 nucleotides long. RefSeq names its product transient receptor potential cation channel, subfamily V, member 6 (gene trpv6). Lineage: Eukaryota; Metazoa; Chordata; Actinopteri; Pomacentridae. The transcript has 17 exons. Gene Ontology annotation, biological process: calcium ion import across plasma membrane. The coding region runs from base 259 to 2412 and encodes 717 amino acids. Gene Ontology annotation, cellular component: membrane. The record is from RefSeq and is a predicted model, not a curated record. Gene Ontology annotation, molecular function: protein binding; calcium channel activity.
GUGAAAGUCUACCUGCUCAUUACGAGUCCGUCUCACCUGUUGGCCAUCAUCACCUUCCUCCUCCUCCUCCUCCUCCUCCUCCUCCUCAGGUCUUCUCAGGUCUCCUCCCUCUCCUCAUAUAAAGACACACCACAAAGAUUUCACCUCUCCUCAGGACUCUAACGCUUCUGGAGGUUCUGGUUCUGGUUCUGACUGUUAUGACUGGGAGGGAAGUCAGGAGAGGAGCUUUUAUUGUGUAAGGUAGAACAUCUGGAGUCCAUGUCUCCAUCAUUGGCCAGAUCGGCUCCCAGCGAGCUCAACCAUUGGUGGAGCCAGCUGAGGUUCCGCCUCCAGAACAAGAAAGGAUGGAACGAGAUGCUGGACGAGACGUUCCUGCUCCACACCAAGAAUAUAAACGACAUUCCUCUGUUCUACGCCGCCAAGAACAACAGCGUCGGCUGCAUCAGGAAGCUGCUGAGCUGCGCUUCCACCAACAUCUUUGAGAGAGGUGCCCUCGGAGAAACGGCGCUCCACGUGGCUGUGAUGAGCGACAACGUGGACGCUGCUGUGGCUCUGAUGGACGGAGCUCCUGAACUCAUCAACGAACCCAUGACCUCCGAGCUGUUCCAAGGUGUGACUCCUCUGCACAUCGCUGUGGCCAAUCAGAACAUGAACCUGGUCUACCACCUGAUUGGUCGAGGAGGAGACGUGGCCACGCCCAGAGUCACUGGGUUGUACUUCAGGAAGAGGAUCGGAGGGCUUCUGUACUGCGGUGAACACAUCCUGUCGUUUGCUGCUUGUGCUGGAAAUGAGGACAUCGUCUCCAUGGUGAUUGAUGCUGGCGCCAGCACCAGGAUCCAGGACUACAGAGGCAACACUCUGCUGCACAUCCUGGUCCUGCAGCCCAACAAGACCAUCGCCUGCCAGGCCAUGGACCUGAUCCUGAACCGGGACGCAGAGCUGGACCAGCCAGUGCCGCUGGACAUGGUACCCAACUACCGAGGCCUGACUCCCCUGAAGCUGGCUGCUAAGGAGGGGAACUUGGUGGCCUUCCAACACCUGGUGAACAAGCGGCGGGUGGUCCAGUGGAGUCUGGGUCCUCUGAGCUCUCAGCUGUUCGACCUGACAGAGAUCGACUCGUGGGCCGACAGCAUGUCGGUGCUGGAGCUAAUCGUUGGAAGUCACCAGAGAGAGGCCAGAAGGAUCCUAGAAGUGACUCCAGUCAGGCAGCUGGUCAGUCUGAAGUGGAACCUCUACGGAAAACAUUACUUCAGGCUGCUGCUGCUGCUCUAUCUGCUCUACAUCGGGACCUUCACCCUCUGUUGUGUGUUUCGACCCAUAAAAGACACUCCGGAGAACUACACAACAUCUGACAUGGACAAAACCAUCCGGGUCCAGAAGAACCUCAGCGAGAGUUAUGUGACGUAUGAGGACAGUCUGCGUUUGGCUGGAGAGGUCAUCAGUGUUCUGGGAGCUCUGCUCAUCCUGCUGCUGGAGAUCCCUGACAUCCUGAGGGUUGGAGCGAGGAGGUACUUUGGUCAGACGGCGCUGGGAGGUCCGUUCCACGUUAUUCUGAUCAGCUACGCCUGCCUGGUGGUCCUGCUGCUGGUCUUCAGGGUUUGUGGUGUUCAGGGUGAAGCUGAGGUUAUGGCCGUCUGUCUGGUCCUCGGCUGGUGUAACGUCAUGUUCUUCGCCCGAGGAUUCGAGAUGCUCGGACCGUACGUAAUCAUGAUACAGAAGAUUAUUUUUGGAGAUCUGACAAAGUUCAUGUGGCUCAGUUUCAUUGUGCUCAUCGGUUUUUCCACCUCCCUGUGGAUGGUCUACAUGACCCAGGAACCGGACUCCAUCCCGUCCUACCGCUCCUUCCCCAUCACGCUGUUCUCCCAGUUUGAGCUGAGCGUGGGUCUCAUCGACCUGCCGGUGGACCACACCUUCACCACGCCGCCCAUCGUCCACGUGCUGCACGUCGCCUUCUCCGUGGUUUCCUACAUCCUGCUGCUCAACCUGCUCAUCGCCAUGAUGAGCGACACCCACUGGAGGGUGGCUCAGGAGAGGGACGAGCUCUGGAGGACUCAGGUUGUGGCCACGACUCUGAUGCUGGAGAGGAGGCUUCCUCGCUGCCUCUGGCCUCGACUGGGCGUCUGUGGGCUGAACUACGGUCUGAAGGAACGUUGGUACCUCAGGGUGGAGGACAGGAACGACCCGAUGAUGCAGAAGAUGCGACGCUACAUCAAGGCGUUCUCCAGGGAGGAUGAGAAGGACGGAGCCGAGAAGUCAGACGCAACGAAGGAAGGAGCGAAGCUGCGACCCAAAGCCGGAGGACUGAACAACCGGAGGGCGAUGGCGGGCUGGGAGAUGAUCCGGAACAGCGCUCUGGGUCUGGAGGUGGAGCAGGAGGAGCCGGAGGAGGACCAGGACAUCAGAUACGUGUAGAGGAGGUUCUGGAGGAAGUUCUGGAGAAGGCUCCAGAGGAAGCUCUGGGUGAGUUUGUGGAAGACGUUCUGAUGGACAUUCUGAAGGAUGUUCUAGAGAAGGCUCUGGAGGAGGCUCUGAUGGAGCUUCUGGAGGAUGUUUUGAUGGACAUUCUGAAGGAGAUUCCGGGAAAUGAGGACUGAUUGUGACGGUGCAAUUCUUCCUGCAGUAUUAUUCCGCUUUAGAGCAGAGUGUGUUAUUUUUCUAGUGCUGUGAAUUUGUGUAGAAAUAAAGUGAAACAUAGAUUUUAUCAUGUAGGUGAUGAACAUUUUUAUAUGAGAAUAAAACUUAUUGUUGAAACUUUA